Molecule: messenger RNA, 1428 nt
Organism: Callorhinchus milii (elephant shark)
Lineage: Eukaryota; Metazoa; Chordata; Chondrichthyes; Chimaeriformes; Callorhinchidae
Gene: matn1
Product: matrilin 1
Exons: 8
Coding region: 1-1428 (475 amino acids)
Molecular function (GO): calcium ion binding
Source: RefSeq, a predicted model, not a curated record
AUGGAGAUCUGUUGUGAGCGGAAUUCCUGGCAAGGUCUGUGUCGGACAAGGCCGACCGAUAUGAUCUUUAUCAUCGACAGCUCCCGUAGCGUGCGUCCUCACGAAUUCGAGCAGGUGAAAGUGUUUGUGUCCAAGGUGAUCGAAUCCCUCGACAUCGGGCAGAACGCAACCCGCGUGGGGGUGGUGAACUACGCCAGCACCGUCAAGAACGAAUUCCCCCUGAAGGCGCACUUCACCAAGGCUAGUCUCCUGCGAGCCGUCUCCCAGAUCCAACCCCUCUCCACCGGCACCAUGACCGGCCUCGCCAUACACUUUGCCGCCAACGUGGCUUUCAGUGGGAUUCAAGGGGCAAGGACGCGGUCCUCGGAAGUCAGCAAGAUAGCCAUCAUCGUGACUGACGGGCGUCCACAGGAUCUGGUGCAGGAGGCAGCCACUCGGGCGAAAGAAAGCGGCAUUGAGUUCUUCGCGAUCGGUGUGGGCAGGGCAGAGCUGAACUCCCUGCGUGAGAUCGCCAGCGAACCCCUGGAAGAGCACUUAGACUACGUGGAAAGCUACAGCGCCAUUGAGAAACUCUCCAAAAAAUUCCAGGAAGCAUUCUGCGUGGCUGACCUGUGUGCCAGUGGGGACCAUGAUUGUGAGCACAUCUGCCUGAGCAUUCCUGGAUCUUACAAGUGCGCCUGCAACGAGGGAUUCACUUUAAAGCCAGACGGAAAAACAUGUGGAACUUGCAGCUCAGGAGGAGUAGAUUUGGCCUUCGUUAUCGAUGGUUCGAAGAGCGUGAGACCUGAAAACUUUGAGCUGGUGAAAAAGUUCAUCAAUCAGGUGAUCGACACUUUGGAAGUCGGCGAGCAAAGCGCAAAUGUGGCCCUCAUUCAGUACUCGAGCUCGGUCAGGACAGAGUUCCCUCUCAACAAGUACAAGACGAGCAACGACAUCAAGGCAGCGGUCAAGAAUAUGGAGUACAUGGAGAGGGGGACGAUGACUGGCAUGGCCCUCAAACAUUUGACGGAAAAUGUGUUCAUUCCCUCGGAAGGAGCACGAGCAAAUGUCCCGAAAGUAGCCAUCGUGUUCACUGACGGACGGUCACAGGAUUACAUCAAUGAUUACGCGCAGACCGCUAAAGACCAAGGAAUUAAGAUGUUUGCUGUUGGAGUAGGGAAUGCACUGGAGGAGGAAUUGAGAAUAAUUGCAUCAGACCCAGUUAAGGAUCAUUAUCACUACACUGCAGACUUCAAGACGAUGAACAAAAUCGCUGAUAAAUUGCAGGUCAAAAUAUGUGUGGAACCACCGAAGAAAGACCCUUGUGCGUGUGAGUCCCUGGUUGAGUUCCAGACCAAGGUUGAGAAAGCAAUGAAAACACUGACAUCGAAACAUAUCCUUUUAUAUCAGUUAAUUUUCGACCCGCUAGACACGGAAGAGAAGCCAUAG